This is a messenger RNA of Asterias rubens (European starfish), 6166 nucleotides long. RefSeq names its product integrin alpha-8-like. Gene Ontology annotation, cellular component: external side of plasma membrane; integrin complex. Gene Ontology annotation, molecular function: integrin binding. Gene Ontology annotation, biological process: integrin-mediated signaling pathway; cell-cell adhesion; cell-matrix adhesion. The transcript has 29 exons. NCBI's taxonomy places the organism in Eukaryota, Metazoa, Echinodermata, Asteroidea, Forcipulatida, Asteriidae. The coding region runs from base 518 to 3577 and encodes 1019 amino acids. The record is from RefSeq and is a predicted model, not a curated record.
UUGAACACACGUGCCAUUGAAAAUAAAACAUCACACUUUUACAUGCAUUUGGGUUAUGGAUGACUUGAGCAGCCAUAAAGCAGACAAUAAGAAAAUGCAGCUGGAUUAGUAAUCUAAAUAUCAAAAGGACAAAACUUGUCAGGUGUACGCUUGCAUUUCAGCCGUACCGUUACGAAAGAGAAACUUUAUGCAGUUAUUGUGGGGGAGUGCUCUGUCACUGAAGAGUGUACGAAGUUAUCAACUGCUGCCUGCAAAGUGAAAAGUUUGGGAAUUAUAAUACGACCGUGGUGUGUGAGUGUGGCACAUUGGCCAACGUAGUGUUGCUUCAUUCGUAAAAUCCGUCCUUCAGUAAACAGAUAUGGUUUACUUAAACUGAUCCGAAGAAGUAGCACUAGCAGGCCAACAGCAUUAAUAAAGAAGGAAGCAUCUAAUUGAGCAAUUUCCAUCGAACUUCAAACCUGCCAAAUACGUGUCUGGAUACAACGGUGAUCGCACCAGCGGGACAGUGGAAAUAACAAUGGGGUGCCUGUUGAGAAAUCUACGGCGGUACUUACAGCUCGUGGCCGGUCUUGUAACUUUGACGUACGGGCAGAAUCUGGACUUAGAAUGGCCUAUAAUUCACACGGGACCAAGUGGGAGUAUGUUUGGUUAUAGUGUUUCUCUACAUCGAGAAGGCAGUACUGACUGGUUACUAGUUGGGGCGCCAAAAGCGCAAACGUCCCAGCCUGAUGUGAUUGAAGGGGGUGCAGUCUAUAAAUGCCCCACGGCACCACUGAAUGCGCCCGGGCCUUGUCAACAAAUACCAUUUGACACAGAAGGUCAUACUUUGGACACUAAUGGAGGUCAAGUGGCAGAUAAAUCUCACCAAUGGUUUGGUGCUUCUCUCAAAAGCUCUGGCCCGGAUGGCAAAGUAGUGGCAUGUGCUCCUAGAUAUACGUGGUUCUAUACCGCUGAUAUGAGUAAUGACGAAAGGGAACCUGUCGGAGCUUGCUAUGUCAGCUCAAACAACUUUACACAUUUUCGGGAGUAUUCACCUUGCAGGACAAAUGAUAUGAAACAGUGGGGGUUCGCUAAGGUUACCCAUUGCCAAGCGGGUUUAAGUGUGGAAAUUGCCAAAGAUGACUUACUAUUAAUGGGAGCGGCUGGAAGCUACUAUUUACAAGGUCAGAUUUAUGUCCAGAAUCUUACAACCAAUGAUCUACCGGCCAGCACUGGGGAAUUGUCUCCUGAGUUUGACGAUAGUUAUAGAGGCUAUUCGGUAACUCUUGGGGAAUUCGCCGGUGACAGCCGACCCGAAUACGUCGUCGGUACGCCACGUGGGAACGAUCUUACAGGCAAAGUGUCCAUCUUUGAUUCCGGUCUCAACAUCCUAGCGGAGCUCACGGGUGAGCAGAUGGCGUCUUAUUUUGGUUACUCCGUUGCUGCCGUGGAUGUCAAUGGAGAUGGGUUUGACGAUGUUCUUGUAGGAGCACCAAUGUAUGCUUACAGAAGCACAGCAGAAAAAUGGGAAGCGGGAAGAGUUUAUGUCUUCUAUCAAAAGGAAAAUCUUGAAUUUAGUGAAGCCAGUACUAUUACGGGUCAGAUGACACAGUCCAGGUUAGGUACAGCCAUUGCAUCUAUUGGAGAUAUCAACCAAGAUGGCUUUAAUGAUAUCGCUCUUAGUGCACCUUACCAUGGUGAGGAUCAAAGUGGAGAAGUUUAUAUCUACAUUGGAGGACGAGAUGGGCUCAAGUUAACACCUUGGCAGGUUCUGACUCCUGCCGGGUUAAACCUGAAGGAUAUUACAACAUUUGGAUUCUCGCUAGCAGGAGGACUUGAUAUGGAUAAGAAUAAUUACCCUGAUAUUUUAAUUGGUGCUCAGAACUCCGACACUACAGUACUUGUAAGGGCAAGGCCGAUCAUUUUAUUAAAAGCUGAUUUGUCCAUCAGUCCUGAGGGGAUUAAUUUAGAUAAUAAAACGUACACACUCCCUGAUGGAUCCAAAGUAACAAGUUUUGAAAUUACAACUUGCUUUACGUAUACAGGAAGACACAUUCCAGAUACUGCAAAAGUCAUGUACAAACUUUCACUAGAUGAGUAUCAAAUAGCUAGUCCGAGGGCGCUGUUCGCUGGAGGUGCCACACCUGGAACUACUGAACAAAUGUUUGAGAUGACGCUUACUAAAAAUGAGAGUUGGUGUCGAGCUAGCUUGGCGUAUGUCAAGCCUGUUAUCCGAGAUAAAUUCCGUCCAAUCUCGGUGACUAAUGAAUAUAGUCUGAAUGAAGAAGGAACAGCGUUCCAGCCUUAUGAACUGAAACCUUUCCUGAAAACGGACUCUAUGUCUAGCUCAAUGAAACAGGUGUAUCUGAAUAAUAACUGCAAAGAGAACAUCUGUAUACCGGACCUAGCAGUACAAGCAACAACGUCUCCAGGCUUUCUCCUGAUUGGUGGAAGUGAAUCAUUAAAUCUAAACGUUGUUGUGAAUAAUCAAGGAGAGGCUGCCUUCUUAGCAACCAUCCAAGUCAUAGCGCCACCAAGUCUUCAAUUUGUAGGAGUAGAACGCAAAGCAGUAGAUUAUCCAGUGACUUGCCGGAAUGAGUUUAAUACAGUCACAUGUGAUAUUGGAAACCCACUCAUGGGGAAGUCUCAGGUUAACGUUGUGUUGAAGUUCUCUAGUUUUGGUCUGAGUGGGGAUUUAUCAUCUGUAACACUCGCGCUGUUAGCUGGAAGUGAAAAUCCAGAAGACUCAACGAUGAUGGAUAACCAUUUUAAUGUAACUAUCCCAGUACAAGCUAAAGUAGAUCUCGUGCUCCUAGGGCGUUCAAUACCAGCCCAGGUAGCGUUUUCUCCAGAGGGCGCUGUUAAUCCUGAGAUUAUUAAAGACAGUGAAGCAGGGCCUUUGGUAAUCCAUGUUUAUGAGGUCAGGAAUAAUGGUCCUAGUAAUGCUGGAUUAACAAAGUUUGACAUCCAAUGGCCAAUGACCGAUGAGAAUGGCAACUAUCUCCUGUAUUUGAUGAAAGUUGAACCCAGCCAAGGGAUUAGCUGUGAUGUCAUUGGAAAGGUUAAUCCUCUGGAGCUUAUUCUUGAAGAGACCAAUCAGCUUAUCAAUGCGUCCAUUGGGAGAGAAGACAACAACACGACUAUGUUUAGGAACAAGAGGCAAGCUGAGGAACCCUCUAGCCAAACUGGGAACAUUGAUUGCUCAACGGGAUUCUGUCUUAAGAUCAGAUGUACCAUCAACGAAAUUAAAGGAGGUGAAAGUGAAGUCGUCAAGUUGUGGUCAAGAUCAUGGAAUAAUUCAUUUGUACAGAUGAAUUUUGAAAGGUUUGUGAUUUCAUCGGUAGCGACGGCUGAGGUCAUCAAUACGCCUUACUCAGUGGAUCCACUGGAACUUCCAAAAGCCAAGAUAGAGAUCUUGACGUUAGUUAGUCCAGAUGAACCUGCAUCAAAGCAAGUUCCCAUCUGGGUGAUAAUUCUAGCCAUCUUGGGAGGUCUUCUCCUUCUAGCUCUCGUCAUCUUUGCAUUAUGGAAGUGUGGUUUCUUCAAACGGAGAAAGUAUGACCCAGUUAAUACCGAUGAGAAGAGGGCUGAUUUAUGAUUGUUAUCAAAACGCUCAGCAAAACUCACUGACAAAGAUUACUCUUCGACAAAAAGAACCAAAAAGUUUGUAAAUGUACUCAUAAAUUGAGAUAAGAAACCUGAGGUAUAUAAAAGUCCAAUUUAGCUGGCGGUUGUAUUUAUAUUGCUGAAAUCUAAACAGGUUAUUUGCGCUAAGCAGAGUUCUGAAAGUCCAAUUUAGCUGGCGGUUGUAUUUAUAUUGCUGAAAUCGAAACAGGUUAUUUGCGCUAAGCAGAGUUCUGAAAGGCUAGUUAUGAACCUUUUGAAUGGCUUUACGAAAAAAUAGUCUGGCCCCCUUUCUACAAGAAUUUUCUUCUGUUCAUGAUGUGUACUGUAAACAAGGAACACCACCAAGAUGUGAAUAACUGUAAAGGCACAUUGAUAAAACACCCAGGCACAAAUUCAUAGAGUUGCUUAAGCAGGAAAUAUUGCUUGACAAUUGUCUGCUAAGCAGAAAUCAGCAGGAUACCAGUCACCAACUAUACAGGUGGUAAUUUGGCUGAUAACUUUUAAACCUGGUCAACAUCAUUUUUUUGUGGUUUUGCAGCUCUGUGAAUUUGGGCAAACAUUUGUGUUCUUGUUUUCAGGUUUCAACAGAUCGUUCAUUUUAAAGAGCUACUUAACCAGAUCAGAAAAUGUCAUAUAGUCGCUCUGUGCAAUGAAACCAUGUUGAUAUCUAAAUAUUUGUUCUUACACACACAAAAUUCAAUCGUUUUCAAUACUUGUUGGUUAAUGAUACGGUUAGGUUGUAUUUUAUAAUCAAGUUACAGGUAGAUGUAUUCCGCAGCAACAAACUAAACCCCUUUCAGUUUUAAAUCAUGUUUUCAUUUCCGGAAAAGUAAGAAAGUAGAAAAUGUCUUGAGUCAAGAUUUGAGUGAUAAGAAGAUUCUCUGUACAAGUAUUUGCCUCCCUAGUUGCACCCAGCUAAAAAAAGGGGAAGGAUGAAGUCUUCCAAAUUACAUCUGUAUAUAUCAGUACUAGAUGACAAUGAAGUGAGUUUAUCGUCAUCUUAUCAAGUCUUUAAGUUCAGUUAAGGGAAAAGAGAGCUUAAGCUUUAGAGAGUGAAUGUAGAACUAAUGACGCAAACUGUACAGCGUGAACUGCAAUAAAGAAAAGCUCGCUUUAAACGUGUGCUUGAGAUAUCUGUGAAUAUUUUUUUAGCUUAAGUAUUCAUAUAAAGUACAAAACGCUGGGAAGGUAAGUAAAAAAGGAAUGAGAAUGUGAGAAAAGACAGUGAAAAUAGUGAAGAGUUUUAGUUUAGGUUUAAUAUUUUUAUACUGUUGGCUUUUGUAAAGCAUCAUAUUGUAGGUGUAGUUAAAAGUUAAUUUGAUGUGAAUUCUUGUGAAGCCUUAAAGAUUGUCUAACAUUUUAACCAAACUAUUGUAUCAUUUUAAUCCAUGUUACUAAAAAUAUUAAAAUCUGAUAACUAGUUUUUGAAGGCUGUUGUUUUACUCAACUUUGUUUAACGAUGAAGCUGAAAGUCUUUGGCAUAUUUGAAAAUUUGUCCACGAUUUUGUUUUUCUUCCGAUAUCAAUCAAGCAACGUUGCGAGACUUGCUCCGACUCUUAUUCUCUUCAACUCAUUAUUUUUCUUAUCAGUUAAAACUACAAUCUCUGCAUACUAUGGUCUACGUUAUUUUCUUCAUACUUUUCAGAUGAGCCUAAAUAUGUUGUUUCUCUAAAUAGUUUUUCCGUGUUUUUAAGAACUAGUUCAAUUAAAAGAUUAACUUUUCGGAUCAAUACAAAGUGAUGGAGUUGAUUUUAGAUUUGUUUUCUUAUUUAGUUUACGAGGAAUUUGCUCUUUGAUUUUACAAGUUAAGUAAGCAGUUUGAACCUCAGAUCUUUUAUUCAGGCUUUAUCAAGAGGUACACCUUGUUUACUUGAAGAGAAAAAUCAUGUUUUACUUUACAUUUAAUGCUUCUUUGCUUCCUCAAAUCAUUUUUAUGAAAUUGGAAACCAAGAAAUGAAACUCAGACAUAAUUGCUUUGUGCAAUAUGUGUCAAAUUUAUGUUCAUCGUGGAGUGAAGAAAGGGUAAUCUUAUUAAAAAUGAUUUAAAAUGAGUUAAAAUAUUUCGUACUACAAUUUUGCCUAAUGAUAUUCUCUUAACUUUAAAAAUAUAAAUUUUUAUUGAUUAGCUAAGGGUGAUUGGAUAAGUAAACUAUUUUUGUGAUUUAUGCAUUAUUUAUCUUACAGAAAUUGAGUCAUUUAUAUGUAGGCUAGACCUUAAUGCUGUAGUAUAACAACUAUUUUAGAAAUCCAAAAUGCUAUUUUCGCAAUCUUGCAAAUAUUCCACAUUAUUUGAACUGUUUUCAUUUGUGAUGUUAUUAAGCAAUAUUCUGGUUAGUUUCAGCUAAACCACCAAACAUUGUUUUUUGAAUGCGGCUAUUUCAGCACAUUGUACACAAUCUGAAGGGAAGGUAAUUGGAUAGGAAAUAAAUUAGCUUUUGUACGCAAAUGAAUAUUAUUGCAAUUUCUCUAAAUGUCUUUCUGAGAUUUGAUACUAAACUUAUUAUGCUCCAUCAGGUUUCCUACUGUACAAAAAUAAAUAAAAACCACUACUUGACUGAAA